Strongyloides ratti is the source of this 375-nucleotide messenger RNA. RefSeq lists its product as hypothetical. The record is from RefSeq and is a predicted model, not a curated record. Lineage: Eukaryota; Metazoa; Nematoda; Chromadorea; Rhabditida; Strongyloididae. The coding region runs from base 1 to 375 and encodes 124 amino acids. The transcript is spliced from 2 exons.
AUGGUUAGGUAUAAAAUUUUAUAUAUAUUUUUAUUAAUAUUAAUUUUUGAUAUUAAAUGUCAAAUACAGACAUUAAACUCAAUAACAUGCCAUUUAUGUGAUGGUUUUGAAGAAGAUUGUUAUGGUAAUAGUUGUACAGGAAUUGCUUGUAUUAAAAGAAGUGUUAUUAUUAAUGGAUUAAAACGUGUUCAAAAAAUGUGCCAAAUGAGUGAUAAUGGUUUUACUGUUGAAAAGUGUUAUGAAACGCCAUUAUGGCAAGGAAGAUAUGGUGAAGAAUGUAUAUGUCAAAGAGAUUGGUGUAAUAAUACAAAUAUUUCAUCAUUAAAUAUUUAUUUAUUAGUUUUAUUUAUACUAAUACAAAUAUAUAUUUUUUAA